Molecule: messenger RNA, 3411 nt
Organism: Morone saxatilis (striped sea-bass)
Lineage: Eukaryota; Metazoa; Chordata; Actinopteri; Moronidae
Gene: colgalt2
Product: collagen beta(1-O)galactosyltransferase 2
Exons: 12
Coding region: 1-1851 (616 amino acids)
Molecular function (GO): procollagen galactosyltransferase activity
Source: RefSeq, a predicted model, not a curated record
AUGCGGGCGCUCGGGGCCGUGGGAGUCGUGGGUGUGCUGUGGGCGCUGCUGGCCGCUCUGGUGCCCGGUGGCGUGUCGGAGCUGGUGACGCUGGUGCAGGAGCCGGUGAAGCACGAGUCUAGCCUGCUGAAGCCAAAGGUUAUGAUCGCCAUUGUGGCUCGUAACGCGGCGCACAGUCUUCCACACCACCUGGGCUGCAUCGAGAGGCUGGAGUACCCUAAGGAGCGCAUAGCGAUCUGGGCAGCAACAGACCAUAAUAUGGAUAACACCACUGCCAUGCUAAGAGAAUGGCUGAAAAGAGCACAGCAUGUCUACCACUAUGUGGAGUGGAGACCCAUGGAGGAGCCACGGUCCUACACAGAUGAGUGGGGUCCGAAGCACUGGCCUCCUUCAAGGUUCAACCAUGUGAUGAAGCUGAGACAGGCAGCGCUCAAGGCGGCUAGGGAACGAUGGGCAGACUACAUACUAUUUGUAGACAGCGACAACCUGUUGACAAACCCCCGUGCGCUCAACCUGCUGAUGGCUGAAAACCUGACCCUGGUGGCUCCCAUGUUAGAGUCGCGCUCACUCUACUCCAACUUCUGGUGUGGCAUCACCCCACAGGGUUACUAUAAGCGAACCCCAGACUACCAGCCGAUCAGGGAGUGGAAGCGGCUCGGCUGCUUCCCUGUUCCAAUGGUGCACAGCACCUUCCUAUUAGACCUCCGUCGUGAAUCCAGCAGGGACCUGGCCUUCUACCCUCCUCACCCAGACUACAGCUGGGCGUUCGAUGACAUCAUGGUGUUUGCUUUCUCGGCACGUCAAACAAAUGUGCAGAUGUAUGUUUGUAACAGAGAGCACUACGGUUUCCUGCCCGUCCCUCUCAAAGCACAGCAGAAUGUGGAAGAUGAAAGAGAGAGUUUCAUACACACCAUUACGGAGGCUUUGAUUGACCACGACAUUGAGCCCUCUGAGCACCUGUUCUCUCUGCCAUCACCGCAGGACACGAUAGGCUUUGACAAAAUUUUCCUGAUUAAUCUGAAGCGUCGGCUGGACAGAAGAACCAGGAUGAUGAAAACAAUGGCUACGCUUGGUCUCCAUGCCACGCUGACAGAUGCAGUGGACGGCAAGGCUCUUAAUUCGUCCCAGCUGCAGGCCUUGGGAAUAGAGAUGAUGCCGCACUACAAGGACCCUUACUCUGGUCGAGUCCUGACCCGAGGGGAGAUCGGUUGCUUCCUCAGCCAUCACUCUAUAUGGAAACAGGUGUUGGAGCGCGGCCUCGAGAAGGUUCUUGUUUUAGAGGAUGACGUGAGGUUUGAGCCCAGGUUUAAACGACGGAUGCAGGCCAUAAUGGAUGACAUAGACAAAGCCCAGCUGGACUGGGACCUCAUCUACGUGGGGCGUAAGCGUAUGCAGGUGCAGCAGCCCGAGCAGUCUGUGGAUGGUGUAAACAACCUGGUUGUGGCCGACUACUCCUACUGGACACUCGGCUACGCACUGUCGCAGCAAGGAGCCAAGAAGUUAAUGGCUGCCGAUCCCUUCACAAGGAUGCUGCCCGUCGACGAGUUCCUGCCUGUCAUGUUCAACAAACACCCCAACACUGAGUACAUGUCUUACUUUGAGCCGCGGGACUUGAAGGCCUUCUCCGUGGAACCGCUGCUCAUCUACCCCACACACUACACCGGAGAGCCGGGCUACAUCAGCGACACAGAGACCUCUACCAUCUGGGACGACGAAGCCGUGGCCACGGACUGGGACCGACAGCAUGCCCGCAAGACGGCCCAGCAGGGUCGCAUCCGCCCUGUGGCGCAGAACAGCGUCACUGGAGAUUCACCGCCUCCCGCAGCUCGGGCCUCGCGGGAUGAACUCUGAUACAGAGACCUGAAACUCGGAGAGAGAGACUCAUGUUUACUACACUUUGUACACACUGUGAACGUCAUGUGUACACACACUUGAAAAGACACUUGAACUACAAGCUGAGAUACUGUACAUUCAUUAACACACACACACAUACACACACAAACACACACACACACACAUACACACACACCACACACACUGGUGUCCAAAUGGAUAAAAGCAGAGUUAAGAUGUAAGUCUACUCUGCUGCCUGAUGAAGGGACACUGCUGAGGAGAGGAAGAAGAGGAAGAAGAAGAGCAGAAGCUGGGACGAGGGCCAGCGGGCCUUUGACAAAAGCUUUAUUUAUUCCCCAUGUGCCUCCUCUGUGCAUGUGGAGACAGUUACGGCCUGAGAAAACUUAAGCAACACAUGGAAGACAGCUAACAUUAUUUGCAGGACGUGAAAGAAAAAAACGAUCAAAAAACAUUCUCACAAAUAAAUUUUCAUAUUGUUUUUGAAGAUUAUUGUUAUUUAAAAAGAACAGAUGGGUUUUGUUUUUUUUAACGGACAGCCGAGGAAUAAAGGAAUCUUAAAGCUGCCUGAAAACAACUCUUAAGUGUGCGUGUGUGUGUGUGCCCUAUGUGUGUGUGUGUGUGUGUGUGUGUGCGGGUGUGCACAUUGACAUAUUUACAGAGCUAAACGUGUGGGAGGAAGGGAGGCUGACAUACCAUACCCAAGAGUGUCACUGCUUCAGAUGAUGUCAGACACACACACACACACACACACUGAUAGUACAGGCCUUUUUUGCCAAGCAGCAGGGCAAUAAUGGAAGUUAUUAGGCUCAGUGUUUCCAUCAUUGCAGAUAUCUCACUUGCACAGCGGGCUGGUCCUGCUAGUUAGCAUUUCAUAGCAUCAGUCAUACAUUACAUGUAGCCUGUAGGAUGUAUGAUUUGUCCACUGCAGACCCCUGCUUUCAGAAUUUCUGUGUGUUAAAUUCUUUGGAAAAAACUGCAUUAAUGGAUUAUUCAUGUCCUCAACGCAGGCUUGUUCUUCGUUCAGUUGUUGCACUGGGCGGAACCAAUAAAACAGCUUCUCUAUUUCUGUGUUUUCACUCAGUCUGCAGCAUAAACCCAUCAUUUCACAGUAAUUUGGAUUAUUAUUAUAGUUACUGUAUUGUGUUGCAGAGUUUGUAGACAGAAGCAAAUGAAAAGAAGAGAUCUCAGGCCAGAUUUAAACCUAUGACAGCAAAACAUCAACAAAACUGCACUCUUUAUCUAUGUGGGACUACAAUCGAACUUUCAUUUGGUAAUUUACUGUACUAUAUUGGCUGAUUAGCAAGCAUAAACAUGCUGCUGCUGUUCACAUGAACAAAGAAUGGAAGACAGACUUUUCCCAAAUUAAACCCUGUGAAAAUAAGCUCUGUGAAAUUUCACAAAACGGUGGUAAAACAUGAAAGGAGCUGCAACCUCCCAAUAAAUUCAAGGUUUGAGCCUUUAUCAUGUAGAGGACGACUCAGUGGGUGUGUUGGCUCCCACUGUUCACUGGCUGAGAGAAAUUCUGCUCACUGUUUUAUAGUUCCUGUCUGCUGUUGG